GCUGCCAAGCUGCAUCAAACAGCUCUCAGGUUUCUGCUGAUACUGCAGCGUCAAGACAUGGCUCGAGUUUGCUCCUCUCUCUUACAUAUUCAGCAGUCCAUUUGCUCCUGCCACAUGCAUCCAUCUCCUGCCUCCCGCUGCUGCUGCCGUUGGGACGAGCCAAGAGCCACUCCGGAGAUGCGGUUGUGGGACUGCGGCUCUCUCACGUCUCUCCAGCCGAUGCUGCUCAGCGCCCGGCUCCUUCUCCAGAUGUUUUAAAGGAAGAGAUCAGGAGAGCCAGAAGAUACUUAGGACAGCCUCUUUUUAUUUAUUAAUUCAAGCCUUCGGAAAAAGACACUUUGCACUCUCUUCCACCCACCGACUCCCUCACUGCAGCCUGAGUGUAUGAAUAUUUAAGUGUCCAGGCAGUCCUGUACAGUGAUCGCUAUAUUAUUAAGAGGGGUGCAAGAGGAGGAGGAGGAGGGUUGAGUUUGCCACUGCGGUUUUUGUUUUGCUCAGAUUCUUUUGGAUGGUGCUGCAAGACAGCUUGUCGCAUUCUGGCACUGGCUCCUAACCAGCGCAUCUCACACAGAGCAGUUGCAUUUAGCUGCUGCAAAGCAGAGGGGACAUGCUUCACUCCUUCUCCCCAUAUCCCUUCAAACUGUGUGAUGAAGUUGUCAGUGCUCAGCUAAGUCUCCACCAUCUGCAAAGUGGGAUGCAUGGUGGUCAGGAAACUUACAGCAGGAGCUGAUCCCAGUGAAGCUGCAUGCAUCCGCAGUGAUGAUCGAGUCGGCAAGAAAAGUGGCCAGAUCGAGUUAAAGGCGAAAGGAGACAGCUGGGGAGGGGACCCCAGCCAGGAGUUGCACCCCAGAUACCUUCAGCCUCCUGGCCCUGGGGUGACAGGACCCCUCGCCUUACCUGCCCUCUGCCCUCACCCCCCAAAGCCCAGGUCCCCCAUUCUCAGUGCCACAAUGACUGUGAUGGCUGGAGAGAACAUGGAUGAGACUUCUGUGCUACCUGGCCACCCCCAGGAUAGCUACCAGCCUGCUGCCCAUGAUGACCAUGAAUGUUGUGAGCGUGUAGUGAUAAACAUUGCUGGACUACGCUUUGAGACACAGCUAAAGACCUUAGCCCAGUUCCCCAACACACUGCUGGGCAACCCCAAGAAGCGCAUGCGGUACUUCGACCCUUUGCGCAAUGAGUACUUCUUUGACAGAAACAGGCCCAGCUUUGAUGCCAUCCUCUACUACUAUCAGUCUGGGGGACGGCUUCGCCGGCCAGUCAAUGUUCCCUUGGACAUGUUCUCUGAGGAAAUCAAAUUUUAUGAGCUGGGUGAAGAAGCCAUGGAGAAGUUCCGGGAAGAUGAAGGGUUCAUCAAAGAUGAGGAGAGACCCUUGCCAGAGGGAGAAUACCAGCGCCAAGUAUGGCUCCUCUUUGAGUACCCAGAAAGCUCUGGGCCUGCAAGAGUCAUUGCAAUAGUCUCUGUCAUGGUGAUCCUAAUCUCCAUUGUGAUCUUCUGCCUAGAGACAUUACCUGAGCUGAAGGAGGACAAGGAGUAUACGGUGCAUCGUACUGACAACACCACUCAGGUCUACAAAUCCAACAUCUUCACAGAUCCUUUCUUUGUUGUGGAGACCCUUUGCAUUAUCUGGUUCUCCUUUGAGCUGGUGGUGCGUUUCUUUGCUUGCCCCAGCAAGACUGAAUUCUUCAAAAAUAUAAUGAACUUCAUUGACAUUGUGGCCAUCAUCCCUUACUUCAUCACCUUGGGCACUGAAAUGGCUGAGCGGGAGGGGACUCAGAAGGGAGAGCAGGCCACCUCCUUGGCCAUUCUGAGAGUCAUCAGACUGUGGAAGAGGACUGGAAGGGAAUUAAUGGCCAAACAAUGUAUCUCUGAGAAAAAGACAAGAUCUUUGUUCAUUUGGCAGAGACUGCCCAGAAGUAAUGUUUGCGUUAUGCUGGACAGAGAAAAUAAAAUACAGCGGUCUUAGUUGGGCUGUAGCUUGAUAAGACAAGGAAGCAAUUCCAGCCUCCUUUACCAGCCACUUCUCAAUGCUGGCUUCUUAGUUGCACUAUGUGGCUUUUUCUUCAUCCACUCUGCAAAGAGGAUAAAGGAACUGGUCCGACAUGAGUGAGGCAGCAGUGCUCAAUGGUGCAGAGAUAGGAAUGAAGGAGAGAGAUAGUGGGCAGGAAUCCCAGAGGCUGGUCUUACUGCCCAAAUUCUCCAUUAGGUCCUACCACUCUUAGCUACAGAUCACUAAGGAGCAGGCAGAGGAGCAACAGGGAGAGUGAAAAUGGAAGGCUGUGUACACCUUUCCUUCACAGAACUGAGAGGACUGUGCAGCAGCUCCAGCAGAGACAAUGAUGUGUAUUUACAUGUCUUUAGAAGCAGUUAGUGUACAGUAAGCCAGGACGUGUGUUCACAGCAUCCUAGAAAACCUAUACCUAAACCAGAUUCCCUACAUGGAGUUUCUUAAAAUUCACUACAAAGACUUCAAGAAAGCUAAUCCAAAUUAAUGAAAGGUGUGAGUAUAAUGUAGAUUUGUUAAACUGUUUUAAAAGCCUAGCAUGGACAUUCUGUUGCAGUAUAAAAGCAGCCUUAAUCUGAUUUGGAGUCAUUCAUUUUGGGAGGAAAGUAACCUGAAUUGAAUUAAGGCUGCCUUAAUUCUGUACACAAUGGGGCUUAAUGCAGUUUACCUCAUCUACCUUACAAGUUAAUUCAGACAGAUAAGCCUUUAGUACACAUUAAAUGUAAUGGAAUUGACACUACAUUGCUAGAGGUAGCCACCUUCUAUAAAACCUUUAGUGUACCACAAGAGCAUUUGUGUAGAUGGAGUGGAAGACCGAGUGCUGGAAAUUCACAGCCUGGCUUGCUGAUAGGCUAACAUCCCAUUCCUAGGACAAUAUCAGAGGUUUCCUUCCUUCAUUCAUGGCUUAUAUAUCUGUAGAUGUCAGAGUCAAUCCAGCUGUCUCCCAGGCGGUAAUGCUUACAAUAAUCACAGCCCAAGUAAACUAUUUUCCAAUUACAGAGUGUCUAACUGUGUUCAUUGCUUAUCUUGAUGUGCUGUAGAUCAGAGGAGUAAGCACUUGAAAGAGUGCAAAGCACUGAUGGCAGGACAAAAUUUAGCAAAAAAAAGGUAUUGUUUCAGUAGUGAUUUUAUCCAAAGAGAGAUUUCAGAGAUCAGACCCUUCUUAGCAAAUCAGCUGUAUAUUGUUCAUUAGAGGCUAUGUUAGCCCAAAUCAACAGUCUGACUAGUUGCUACUUUUAUUGAUGAAUUUUUACCAGUGGACUGUUAUUUUCCUUAAAGAGAAGUACAGAAUGUUUCUUUCUGUUAUAAAGAGCUGAAAUCCAGAUAUAACAUAAAAUAUGCUAUUGUAAGGAACUGAGGGCAAACAUCAGUUUUCCAUGGUUCAGACUUUGUCAGUGGAGUUUCUUAUAUGCAUAUAUAUUAACUGAAAUAAAAUAAACAGUAGGUUAGGGACAGCCGAUAUUUUUUAGAAAAAGGUAGAAAGUUGGAUUUUAGAAUAUCUUCACACAUAUGUAGAGAGAAUAUAUACUUUUUCUAUAAUUAUCUUGAUUAUUCAUUUUCAAGGAGUGCCAUUCUAGUUUAAUUAAUUUCUUCUAGUGUACAGAAUAGGGAAGUACCACAGUUUUCUUUUCAGGAGGCCUCAUGCCACUGGUUGUCAUAGUAAUUUUGGACAAAGGAAGAAUCAGCUCCAAGGUGUGAUUUACCCUCAAUAGCCACAGAGCUUUAUGCAAUUUGAAAGUUGUUCUUGUGAUUGCUCAACAUUGCAAGUUUGUUACAGACCUGUAUAUCACAGGUCUGAAAUAGACUCCUUUUCUAAGAUGCUUCAACAGGGACCUAUGUUUCAGUUUUGGUUAGACUUAUUUCAGACUAUGGGUUUUUUUUUCUAUUUUCUGCUUUUCUGUUUUUAUUUAAUCAGAUAUGUAAAAUUUAUUUUUCCUAAAAUACUAGUCAAGUAUUCUUAAAGAUGUGAAUAUUCGUAUCCACAAAUAUGAAACUUCAGGGUGUUCUGCUGUUACACUCAGUACAGGCGAACUUGCUACCAAUGAAGUCAACAGUUUAUGCUGUCAAGGCAUAGUAUGCUUUAAUGUUUUCAAAGGAAAUAAAAUGAAACUGAGGUCUCAACUGAAAUUUGUCUCACAAUAUUUGUUGAUAUCUAAAUAAAGCGGUAUAUUUCACCUGUUAACAGACUCUAGUAAAUGUCACCAUGAGUUUUUAAAAAAUCAUCUUCCAUUUCUAGUUUCUGUAAUAAAUAAAAUGAAGCCAUGUCACAUUUGGUUCCUUUUGGUGCAUCAGUCUUUGAUAAAUCUUUUUUGUUUUGUUUUGUUUUGUUUUGUUUUGUUUUUCGGUGACAUUUCUAUAAUGUAACUGGGAUCAAAUGAAUAAUUGACUUUUGUACAAAAGUAAAAAUGGUAUUUUUAUGGCUAAAUUCAGCAAACCUCUACCUACAACAUGCUAAACUUAAAUCUUUUUUUCUUUUCCAAGUAAACCAUUGUUUUUGCAGUAUGUUGGUUUGUAAUUAAUAAAUAACAGCUUUUAAUGGACUGUGUAUGGCCUCUUAGACAUACCUCUAAUUUUAAAGGACAAAUAUUGCAAGUGCUAAAUGUAUAAACUAAAAAAUCUCCAUAUGAAAGUUCACCAUCAGGACAACAAACCAUUUAAGCUGAAACAGCUGUACUUAUUUCCACCAUUUACAAAUUGUGUACAAAUAUUGAAUCAAAUAUGUAUUUCAUUGUCUCAAUACAGUUCAUUUUACUUCCAUUAGUAAGGUUUGUUUAUAAUUUUUGAACAUCAAAUAUUAUAAGUUCUUGAUCUAUUUGAAAUGCAUAGUUUUCACCUAUGCAAUGCUCCCUACUUCUGUCCUUGUUCAUCUGUUCAUAUUUGACAUAAAUUAAAGAUAAUUUUUAAGGAUCCUACACAAAA
Messenger RNA from Gallus gallus (chicken), 4925 nucleotides. RefSeq names its product potassium voltage-gated channel subfamily A member 1 (gene KCNA1). The record is from RefSeq and is a predicted model, not a curated record. Lineage: Eukaryota; Metazoa; Chordata; Aves; Galliformes; Phasianidae. Bases 699 to 1967 code for a protein of 422 amino acids. Gene Ontology annotation, biological process: potassium ion transmembrane transport; protein homooligomerization. Gene Ontology annotation, molecular function: delayed rectifier potassium channel activity; protein binding. Gene Ontology annotation, cellular component: dendrite; paranode region of axon; neuronal cell body. The transcript has 5 exons.